UACUUAAAGACAGAUCGUGUGACUGAACGCGUAUUCACUACAUAAAAAUCCUAAUUAUAAGAAAAUUUGCGGAAAAGUGAACAAAACGCACAACCUUAUAACAAAGACAGAAUAUUUUAGAUUCUAAAUACUUUUUGCUACAAAUAAAUAAAAUAUUCGCACAGAAAAUAGCAUUUAGUUGGAUAAUUGUUUUUUUAUAUUGGUCUCGUCCAGAGUAUAUCGAUUUCGAGUGGGAUAAUAUUUAGUUCCCCGCCACUCAACAUGCAAGCCAUUAAGUGCGUCGUGGUAGGUGAUGGUGCGGUUGGUAAGACUUGCUUGCUUAUCAGCUACACUACGAAUGCAUUUCCCGGUGAAUACAUCCCUACUGUCUUCGAUAAUUACUCAGCAAAUGUAAUGGUAGAUGCAAAACCGAUUAACCUUGGUCUUUGGGAUACUGCUGGACAAGAAGAUUAUGAUCGAUUACGUCCGUUGUCAUAUCCACAAACUGAUGUUUUUCUUAUAUGUUUUUCGUUGGUGAAUCCAGCCUCAUUUGAGAAUGUACGCGCCAAGUGGUAUCCAGAAGUGCGUCAUCACUGCCCAAACACGCCCAUCAUAUUAGUAGGCACAAAAUUGGACUUGCGCGACGAUAAAAACACCAUUGAGAAGCUGCGUGAUAAAAAACUAGCACCAAUAACUUAUCCUCAAGGAUUAUCUAUGGCCAAGGAAAUAGGGGCUGUCAAAUAUUUGGAAUGUUCGGCCCUUACACAAAAAGGUUUAAAAACGGUAUUCGACGAGGCCAUACGCUCAGUGCUUUGUCCAGUCCUGCAGCCCAAGUCUAAACGCAAAUGUACGUUACUCUAAUUUGCCGCAUCAACAAGCCGUGGGUCGCAUAAUAGACGUCACGAACCGAGAGGAGGGCAUAAUAAAUGAUUGUAAACGGGAAAACGCCCAUCGCUUGUAAACAAUAUAUGAUAAUCGAAAACAAAGAGAGAAAUCAAAAUUAACUAAAACACAUAAUAAUAAUAAUUGGACAGAAUCAUUGUAUACAACGUAUACGGAAGUAUUGUGAUGAGAUGGUGUUCGAAAAUUAUGCAUAACAUGCUAUUAGUCCAGCGAAACUAAAAAAAAGUCGAGUGUUUGAUGUUAAAUGUUGUCAUAAUUAUCGUCUAUAAAAAAUUUCAUUAAUAAUCUAGAAUAAGACUUGCUUGUGCUUGUACAAACACCAGUUCAGGCAGACAGCACCAACUAGUUCCAAGUUUUAGCAUACAUCUUCAUUGGCAUCGCUGCACUUCUAAUGUGAACGACUAAUUGUAUUAAUUUCUUAAUUCUUUGGCCCAUAUUUGUGCGAGUUCAAUAACCAAUCGUGUUGUGUACAACAUAUCUUCUUCAAGUUACACCAAGAACAAUAAUAGAAGAAGAUGCAUUGUUUGGAUUUUUUAUUUUCUCUGAAAAAUAAUUAAUUACCUAAUAUCAUGCAUAAUUUUAGUGGAUUCAAUUAACCGAACUUAUAAAUUUUGUUUUGAUGUAAAUGUUUCCUUGUGCAUUAAUUUGAAACUAAAAGUUUUGAUGUCAAUUUAAAAAUAAAUUUGUUUUUGGUUAUAAAUGAAGAAAAAUAUUUAAAAAAAAAUUUCUAUUAAAAAAGAGCUUUUCUACUUAUAUCAAAAAAUCAAAAAAUAAAACUGAAUUUUGGGUAUGAAAGGAAAAGCCAAUAUGGUAAAUGAUUCAUGAAUAACUAGAUACAUGUGUGUAAGUACGUAAUUGUAUUAAACACGAAAAUAUGUUGGAACAGUUUUUAUAGUAUAUAGGCAUUAAAGUUUAUCUACCAGAAGUUGCUGUACACCAAAUGUUAGCCAUUUAACCAAAAAUUAACUACGAUUUAAAAACAAUACAAAUUUAUAGAACUUACAUUCAUACGAAUAUACAUACAAAACUAAUAAAGUAUUUGCAAACUUAUUUAUAACGUUUUGUAGUUGUAUCAAUACCAAAAAUAUAAUGUAUAAAGAUGCUAAUCUGAAAGAACACGAGUGAUUGCUUUCCCAAGCUUGUGUAAAAUUUGUAGUGCAUUAAACAAUUUUUUCUAUGCGUUAGUUUAAGUACGAACCAUCUGUAGUCAUAUUCAAACCAGCUACAUUCUUGGAGAUGCAUGUA
Ceratitis capitata (Mediterranean fruit fly) is the source of this 2127-nucleotide messenger RNA. It is a transcript of the gene Rac1, whose product is annotated as ras-related protein Rac1. The transcript has a single exon. Gene Ontology annotation, biological process: cortical cytoskeleton organization; motor neuron axon guidance; regulation of actin cytoskeleton organization. The coding region runs from base 262 to 840 and encodes 192 amino acids. Gene Ontology annotation, molecular function: GTP binding; protein kinase binding; GTPase activity. NCBI's taxonomy places the organism in Eukaryota, Metazoa, Arthropoda, Insecta, Diptera, Tephritidae. The record is from RefSeq and is a predicted model, not a curated record. Gene Ontology annotation, cellular component: cytoskeleton; cytoplasmic vesicle; cell projection.